Somion occarium is the source of this 2306-nucleotide messenger RNA. NCBI's taxonomy places the organism in Eukaryota, Fungi, Basidiomycota, Agaricomycetes, Polyporales, Cerrenaceae. The record is from the annotation of a GenBank genome assembly.
AAGAACAUAGAUCUAGACAACCUUUAGCUAUCCACCUUUACCAACACAUGUCACCAUACGAAGUUAUACAGUACGCUUCGUCUUUGACUGGACUCCAGAUUACGUAGGCACAGACUUGACUCGUUGACCCUACGUCACGAUAGUAGCAGCCGCUGGUAUUAAACGUGUCGGCAACGCUCAUUACUUACCCUCAUACCUAUAAGCUCAGAGCUUGAAAUUUGCAAGGCUUGGAGGUUAGUGCCGAGCAACGAAGUAGCAGGCACCAAUUAUCACUACUAUGUCUUUGUCGACCACCAAGCAUGUCCGGGCCAUUGCUCGUCUCGAGGUCGAGGCUCGAAUCACAGAGUGCUUAGCAGCUCUUCGAGAUCUCAGAACACAGAUCAAUUCACUCGCGGACGUGGACUGUCUACCAGAUGAUGUCUUAGUCGACAUCUUUCUGGCCCUGUUACCUCCUUUUGAGUUUUCUGGGAAGAUCAACAACACUUCCUCUUCUUCUAGCACUUCCUCUUCUUCUAACCCUUCUGAUUCUUCUGACUCCAACUCCGAGGCAGGCUGGGAUCAAGAAAGCAAGAGUGACUCCGAGGCAAACUGGGAUCAAGAAAGCAAGAGUAACUCCCCAGAUUUAUUCACUGAUCUUACAGUGGCAACACAUGUUUGCCAACGCUGGCGAAAUGUUGCUCGUAACACCGCUAUUCUAUGGACACACAUCGUUAUCGACGAGAGGGCUUCAAGGGUGUCGAUGAUGCUGGAUCUAUCCAGACAGGCAUCCCUUCGUGUUCAGAUUGAAGGGUGUUAUCGGUCACAGCCAUCAUUGAGCUUGCUUCGUCCCCACAUUUCUCGAAUCCGAUCUCUCAUUCUCUCCGAAACCAGUUAUGACAACGAAGAUGAGGAGAGAUCCUUCAGAGAGAUGUACUUGGAGCGUUCCCCAGUUGCGUCCGACAACGCGCACUGUCAAGGAGCCAAUCUUCCGACCGCCGCUGUCAUUAAACUCCCAUGUCUCAGCCAGGUGUAUCUCGGAUCCGUGCACUUGAAUGACUCGCUUGCACUGUUUCGUGGUGCUCCCAGGGUUAGUCGUAUUCGCAUCGGUGAUAGGGGCGUACUGGAGCUCAAUAAUAUUGUGGCGAUUUUAAGGACCAUUCCUAACGCGGUAUCUCUGCGAAUCGAGGGAAUGUCUUGUCAUUCUCAGCCUGGAGUGCAACCUUGCCCAGUUGUGCUGAAUGAACUUCAGUCACUGUCUAUAUUGAGCUCAUGGACAGGUGCGGAUCAUCUCCUGGGCAUCAUUGUAGCACCAAGGGCGGCCUCGCUCUUCAUUCAAUGCAACUCCGCAUUCUCCGAGUUGCCCAUUAGCCGUGGCAAUUUGGGACAGGGCAUUAGGGAAUUCUUUAACGACAGGCAAUGUGACAGAGAUAUGUCCAUAUCAUUGCUCCCUGGUUUACAGACAUUCAGCCUCUCCGAUGUGGCCUUUCGCAUUGAGACUGCUCAAUGGCAAUUUGAAUGUUGUAGCGUCGAUGUUAAAGAAGUCCCUUUAUGCCUCGAUGCUUUGCAGCCCGUGAUAGUAGAUGUGCAAAAUCUUCACCUCCACGUUCAUCCGCGAUGUCAUGGCCAGCUUGCAACUUCAACCAUCUCCAAUUUAUCACUUCCAACAAAGAUCUUCCAGGCAUCCACGAACCUCAACACAAUAACCAUAUCUUCAUUCGAUGCAGCAUUCGUGAUAUCCUUACUUCAGACUUGGUUCUCUACCGCUGAUCCGAAUUUCUUGCCGAACCUACACGAAUUGAGUCUUCACAACAUCCAGCACAUCCCAGCUCCGAUACGUUGUCGGGGAUACUCCAUACAGGAUCCAACUUCCAUCGUGGAGACGUUAAUAACAGUCUUCAGGGCCUGGAAAAACAUCGGUCGAGCGUUACCCACAUUGAGGUUGCGUGAAUGCUAUGGUGUGAAAGGAGAGGAUUCGGUACGGUUGUCUAGGAUUACAGGCGGUACUGUCGUCAUAACGUGGUUCGCAUAACGUUGACGUAGAGCGACAGUUUGGAACGUGGCGAAAACCAGGACGAAAGUUUGACGAGGGUGUUGCUUACAAGUUCAUGACCCCAGUUCGGUUGAUGGCUUGUGGUGGAGUGUUUCUGCAUAGAUACGUCGCGUGCUCCAAAGAACGUAGGAAUUAUACGAGCACUUCUGCAAAGUACAAUCAUUUCAUAAAUCUAUGUCGAUCAAGUACGACUCGCUACUACAGCACAGUCCUGUGGUUCCUUUCAUUGUGUCUGAUAUGACGUUGCAAUAUACUUUAUGAAUAGCAGCGGGAACGU